AGAGGCGGUGCUUGCGAGAGCUCCUUGCUGUGUUGUCAGCUCUUGGGAAGAGAAGUGUGAGCUGCGGGGAGCGGGGCUUUCGAGGGAGAGGAAGACCCCCCACUUCGUGCACCCCCUCCGCCCCCCACCGCCGUUGCCUUUCCAGGCAGCCCAGAUCUGGGGGCCACGAAGGAAGGAAGCCGUCCCUGCUGGGCCGCCGAGCUGGAGAGAUGAACGUGGGCACAGCUCACAGCGAAGUGAACCCGAACACCCGGGUCAUGAACAGCCGGGGCAUCUGGCUCUCGUAUGUCUUGGGCAUCGGCCUUCUGCACGUGAUCCUCCUCAGCAUCCCCUUCUUCAGCGUCUCUGUGGUUUGGACUCUGACCAACAUCAUCCACAACAUGAGCAUGUACAUUUUCUUACACACUGUGAAAGGAACGCCUUUUGAGACGCCUGACCAGGGCAAAGCCCGGCUGCUGACUCACUGGGAGCAGAUGGAUUACGGGGUGCAGUUCACCGCGUCCCGCAAGUUCCUGACCAUCACACCAAUUAUACUUUAUUUCCUUACAAGCUUCUACACUAAAUACGACCGGAUACACUUCAUCAUCAACACCAUCUCCUUGAUGAGUGUCUUGAUCCCCAAACUACCCCAACUGCAUGGCGUACGCAUCUUUGGGAUUAACAAGUACUGAGCCCAGGUGUCUUUUAUAUUCCCUUCUGGUGAGCUGUGAGAGGCCAGCAACGUGAGAACCCUGUUUCCUUCGUUCCGGCUGCGUCUUCAGGAUACACUUCCACACAAUGGCUCCUUUUUAAAAAUUUGAUUUCUUUUUAAAAUGAGCACAUGUUGCGCAGGAUUCCAAGAUCCAACAGAGAAGGCAGACGGCUCAAACGAUGCUUGAAUCCUGGGUGUAGAGUUUAGCUUGGAAGAGAGACAAGGGCUGGGGGGGGGGGGAGCUUAAAACGUAUUUAUUAUUAUUAUUGUUAUUAUUUUAUUUUUCAAGAAUCUGAAAAUAGAUGCAGACAACACUGAAAUUUGAAAGGUACUCAUAGCUUGCUCUCUGGGUAAUGGAAGACAUCCAGCCCAGAAGGCUUGGACAGGUAUAGAAAGGUAGGAGCCUAUGGCAAGGCGAUGUUUAGGAUGAUAGCAAAUGCACUUUAAUAUAAAGUUGUUCCCCUUUGGGGGGGAUUUGUGACUUGCUCAUCGAAAGGGCUAUAUCAGAAAUUUUGAGAUGCACACUAGGUAUAGAUUUCUUUGUGAGUUUGGAAGCCUUAGCUGAUCAUUUAUAAAUACAUUUUAAUUAUUUGGUAGGCAGUUGGGACAGAUUCUCAUUCUUUCUUGCAGGGGCAUGAACCAGGUUUUCCCCCCCAGUUACAAAAGCAAUGCUCUUCAGAGUCUUCUUUGAAAAGCCUUUGCCUAUAUAUAUAUAUAUCUCAAAGCUUUUCCCUCUCUGAGGUUGAGGGAGUGGGGAACUCCACAUGGCAGGUUGAAAACACAACCCAGGGACGAGAAGAAAGAGGGAAGAAAUGUUUUGACACUUGCCUUGCAGUGGUUGCCACAUUUCGACAGUCGCAACUGCCUCAUUGUGGCGUUUCUUCUGGAUGGGAGAGCCAAUGGCUGAAAGACUGGUCUCUUGAAGCAUGGAUGGCUUAUUUUGACAUUAUACAGUAACGGCGGUGGAGAAGACACAAGAUGAGGCCAAAGGACCCAGGCCCCAUUUCCAGCAUAAGUUGAUUAGGGUUGGUUAGGUACCACUCUUCGUUGAUUCAUUCGCUGAUUCAUGCCAGCACUGGGGUUCAGAGAGAGCUAUCUUGUUGCUGCCCUCUGUGAUGUCUAACUGAGAUGUUGCUUGUUUCCUGGGCAGCCUCCACCCAUGUGGCUUAAUGGGCUUUUGCUUUAGUGCCCCACUGUGUCAGAAUAAAAAAACCCUCUAUUGCUCUCUAUCACCUAGAAUGCAGAUAUUUUGGUAUACGUCUGACUGCUGGUUGGUCUGCUUCCUAAACACCGGUACAGCAAGGAGGAGGGUUUUCUUCUGCUAAUGGAUUAGUAAGUGGGUUGAUUUCUUUCUGAUGCUUCUGUUGGAUUGGGGGGUGGGGGCGGGAGAGAGAAACAGACUCUGAGAGCUAUAAUACAUUAUGUCAUUUAAUCGCCAACAGCCUUUUAAGGUGCAGGCUGCAAAUCAAUCAUGCGGACAUCAAGAAAAACGUGUGUUAAGUUUUGAUCAUCAAGAUCAUAGGUAUGUGAGUUUGGUUCUUCUUGUCAAUGUUGUGUCCUGUAAAAAAACAAACAAACAAUUUCCCUCCCCUUAUCCACCCCGCCCCAGGAAAUGCACACAUUGCUAGCUAGGAUAUGAGUUUUAUGAUGGGAUUUAAACAGCCUGGGUAUUUCCUGGAAUCUGUUUCUCAGGCUUGUUAGCUUGGCAACUGAAAUGUUUCCUUACCCCACUAAACUGGGGAGGCAUCUAAACAUUUGAGGCCGGUGCCAAUAAUUCGUAAGCUGUUUUCCCAGCUUUAGAACUGUUUGGGACACUUCCCUGAAAGGAGGAGGAGGGCAUUUUAAACACCACCUCUGCUUUUAGCAAUAUCUAGAAGUGAUGGCAGGGAAAGCCCACCUGGUUUCUCAAUGGCCACAUUAGCAGUGGUGAUGCUGUUGGGCUUUGCAGCAAGCAAAGGUUCUGGGUUGGGCAAAGAGGUUUAAAAGCCUUCCACCAAGCCCAGUAUCAUUAAAGGGGUGGGAGUUGCCCCCUUCUUUCUCUUCAGAUGUCCUUCCCAUUAUCUGAUUUGGUACAAUCUACGUAAUAAAACAGAUGAUUUUAGCUGAGGUUCCUGGAUUGCAAGGGCUUGGACUAAUUGACUCUUGGCCCCUUCCAAUUCUAUGAUUCUAUGAUUCUAUCCCUAUCCUGGACCAGUGGUGCAAGGCAGCUCAACAGACAAAAAUAAAAGCCGCUUUACACCUGCAGCAAAAAAUGUAAAGGACAGUUAAGUGGCUAUCCGGGGAGGCAAUGUGUACUAAAGUCCACAAAGCUUCAGAGACAAUGAUGCAAGAAACAAAGGAGAUUGAAAAUGUGGAGGCAGAGGUGGUGAACCUGCGGGACCUCCAGGUGUCGGGGGACUACAGCUCCCAUAAUCCAUGAACGUUGGCCACGCCGGCUGUGGUUGAUGGGAGCUGGAGUCGAAUGGCACCUGGAGCAUGUUUCGCACUCCCUCUGUUGAAAGAGAUACAGUGGAGCUGUGUUUGGCACAGCUGCAGUCAAAUGUUGCUUUUGGGCUUGUCACCUGUAUGUUUCAGCAGCCUUUGCGUCGCAGUUGGGACUAGUAAUCUUGGAAUCGAAGGCCAGGUUCUGGUGUACUUGGAGCUCUCCCUCCAGACACAACAGGGAAGAGUAUCAACCCUUGCAAUUUCCUGUCAGUCAGAGACCUCCUCGGUUGGCCAGGUAGAAGGACCAGGUCCUGAUGUCUACCUUUGGUUGUCUGACAGAGCAGGACCUUAUUCCUGGUUACUCCUCAACCUGAUGGAAGUCAUCUAGCCCUUGCCCUAGCCCAACAGCUUGUCAUGUUGUUGCCGUUUUGAUUGGCACUGACAGUUAUAAUUAAGUGUAGGUACGUGAGUUUGUGAAUUAGGAAGGCGAUAGUAGCUUCGAAAUUACGGACAGGCAAUAUAUACCACUGUUGAUGAUGACUGGUGUGGACCAGAGCUUGUCAUCUAGGCACAGAGAGGGAGGCAGGGUCUUCCGAGUGUAAUUCUUCUCUGAGAGAAGCAAGUAGCCUUCCCUGCUCAAGACACCUGCCAGCAAAGUGGGCUAAGAGGAUUAACAUUGUCAGCUUUUCACCCAAAUCCCAGCGCUAAGAUGCUGAGCUGCUAUUGACCUCCAUUAGAGCCUGUAUUUUUCAACUUCCUGUCUAAGGCAACUUGAAAGCAAGGUCCUUUUUAAAAUAUUCAUGAAAAAGGAAGAAAACCAAAUUUAACGAAAUGUGAAAAAUAUACCGAGGCUGGGGAACAGACUCGGCAUUGGGUUCUCAGAAAAGUGGGGGCAGGGGGGGGAUAGGCAUUCUAAUUUUUCUUCUUCUUGUGUUCAGUUCAAUUAUUAGCUUUUUCUAGCACUAGAUCUCCCCGUUCUACCUCCCAUUCUUUAUUCUGCAGAAGCAAAACAGCUACUAAUAUGUCAAAAUAAUAGUGGAAUGCUGAACAACCACUUACCAGUUUUCAGCAAUUCAGUGGAACCAGAUGAGCCCAGGUUAAAAGUUGAAAUUCAGCAGCGAUUUUAAGAAAUUUUAAUCAAACGCACAAUUUUAACCCCAGGUCUUGCUUUGAUGAGGAAGCAAAAAUACCGGGGGAGGGAAAUAAUCUUCUUCAACGUAGAUUUCUGCAAUAGAAGUUGUGCUCAUUACUUGAUGAUACGUGUAACUCAAUACAGUAUAUGGAUAACUUAAAGGGCUUGUGUAUUGUUUAGCACUAUUCCAAUAUAUAGGUGGUUAAGGCCUUAAACACAGAUCUAAGUUGCACUCUUCCGAAAAACAGAAUGUUCUUUUGCAAGGGUAUAAAUCAGUACCCUACUAAAAAAGGAAAAAAUAUAGAAAGAGCUCAUUAGCACUAUGUCUACACACCAGCCAAUUUUCAUGUCAUUCAUUGCUCUGCAAACUUCUGCUCCUACCACUUCGUUUUCAUUAUUCUGAGUACUGAGGGGAUUGUUCAGAAUAGCCCGUUCACCAGCCACAGUGCUCUCAAGGUAUUCUAGGCCUGCCUUAGCAACCUGCAGUCCUCCAGGUGUUUAGGAUGUCAAUCAGCCUCAGCCAACAAGGCCCAGAGCUCUAGGAUGAAGGGAGUUGUAGAGCAACAACAUCUGGAGAGUACCAAGUUGGGGAACCAGCUGUUCCAGGCCGUGUCUCCCGUUGUCAGUAAGAGUUCCUGUUACAGUUAAGCAAAGGGGGUGGGUUUAGCUUUAUGAAAAUCUAAACAAAACCCUUUACAAAGUGAGCUGCCAGCUCACUCUUCUGCCAAUAGUUAUUGCUGCUAGAAAAGUGAGCUCUAAGAAAGCUUACGUUGUCCAGGCCAAAACCAUAUGAGAGAAUCAGCUGGCAGAUUGUUCCUUUACAUUAAAAAUAUUAAAUAUUUGUAGAAACUUUCAAAACCAAGUGGAGAAAAAGAGAGCCUGGGCUGUGGUCAAUCCUAUAUGCUCAUUUGCUGAGGACUUGCUCAGUCCUGGCUUUGUCAAACAGAGCAAGCCCAGUUAAUAUGGCGUGAAACCCACUUGUUUUCCAUAUUCCCCAAUGAAGCUGCUUCUUGGUGCUGACACAAGAGCUCAUGCAGUUUCCUUGUUGACCACUUUCUGUACCUCGGUACUGUAGAAAGAGCUGCUUUGCUAAGUCUUGGCACUCUCCAUAAAGAAGAAGGUUUCUGUAUACUAUAAAAUUUAAUAGUUGUGGUUUCUGUGGGCAGCAUAACUUAUUAGAGACGAUGCACCAUCCUAUCAUUUUUAAUAAUUUGGAAUCACUUCUAUCAGUAAAUUGUUCCCCUGUGUGUGCCCCUAAUGGAAUCUCCCUGGCAGAGGGCAGGGGACAUGCAUAACUAAGGAUGGCAGGGGACUGGGGAGGUAUAAUUGUCUUGGCUGAGUUGUGUUUUAACCAACCCAAUUAGGCCCACUGGGCCUUUUACAAAGAGCCCCAAAUCCGUCCUCAGUUUGCCUUGGGAGCAAACAGAGAUUGAGCCCUUCCUGCUCUUCUAAAGGAGGUGCUGGGCGGGCGGGCGAUAGCAUGCUCCCUUUAAUUCACUGUCCCAAAGGCCAAUCUCUUCCACCAGCACCCUAGUAAUCAUUUUGAAGGGGACUCAGAAAGCAGUGCACCAUUUGCAAUAUUGUCUCGGGGCCACAAAUCUCUCCCCACCCUACAUGGCUUUACGGGAUAAAUAAAUGCUCUCCAUCAUUGAAGUGGUGAGUGGAGAGGAUGGGAUUUCCCACACAAAUGUUGCAUGUGAACACAUUUCUCUUGGAAUAAUUGUAGGUACCAAGGCUGCUUUGCCCAGGCUGGCAUAAUUAAGGUAUAAAAUGCAUCUCGAGCCUGGUGUAUCUCAGAGACUGAGCAGAAAGGCCAUGCACUGUCUAGGGUUUCUGUUGUCAGGUUCUGUGAUUAGUGCAGGAACAAUCUGAAACAUGGGCCUGUGGUGGUCAAAGCUUCAAGUUAUACUAAAAUCAUGCUUGGCAUUUCCCAUGUGUAUGCAAUAAAAAGCUGAGGUUUACCCCUUCUCCCAUGUGCUACUAUCCUCCUGAAAAUUACCCCUCUGUGAAGUUGACCCCCCCCAAGCUGCCAUUAUCUGCAAACAGCAGCUUCAGGCAAGAAGUGUGUUUUCAGUGACUGAAUGGUGCAGUAAAUUGCACCCCCUUCCCUGCAUUAUGGUCCCUAUCUGGAAUCACUCCUUCUCGCACACAAAAUAAAUAGAUUGUAAAUAAAAAGACACGGGGAAUCUCAACACGGGAUUCAGGGACUUAAUGUAGCAUGUUGAUAGAAAGAAAAUAUGGAGCCUAUCUGAAACAAAUCAAGGUUUUCUUGUGGCUUUUGAUGUGGACACUAUGGGGUCUGUGAACACCCAGGACAAUGCACAGAGCAGCCUAGAAUAAAUGAACUUUAUUACGGUCACAGGCCAGGAUAAAACACAGAGCAGCCUAGAGGAGAACAACCCCACUCCUAGCAAGCAGCUUCCAUAGCGUACAGGUUCCACGGAGCAGACUGAGUAGCUGUGUGCUUUGUGCCAAGUCUGGAGCCAAAUUGCUGGCAGAUACCUAGAACAUGUGGACCUCCUGGUCCUGGUGGGCACCAACUCGCAUCACCCUUGACCAAUGGUCAGGGUGAUAAUGGGGGUUGUAGUUCAGCAGUACCUGGAGGUCUGUAGGUUCCCCCUCCCUGGGCUAGAGCAGAUGAUCAGGGCAGACAUAGUUUCUCAGAGAGGAGUGUAGCAGGUGUGAAAAAUUUGCAGCAGAACUGGAUUUGUUAUUUGAUGAUCAUCUAACGGUCAACAGAGUUGCUAGUGUCCCUACUCAAAUUGCCUGCGGUUCCUUCCUCCAACCGGCACCUAGGGUGGCUUGGUGGAUAGGGAAUCUGUGCCUGAACGGCUGUGCUCCUGAUUUGAUCUCUACAACAACAGCAACAAGGCUGUUCCUGACCAUGAGAACCUCUGUAGCAGCAGAAGUAAUGAUGGAACGCGCAAUCGCGCAAUGGUCCACUCAAAGAUCAGUGGAAAGGAAGCAACGUCUUUCCAAGUUGUCACAAGAAAGUUUUGCUCAAAAUAAGUAGAACUGGGUUGUGGGGCUGCAAAUGGCCUGCUCCCACCCAGAUUUUUGUACCAGGUAAAGCAUAGUAUCAUAUGGGCAGGUCACGUAUAUGUGACCAUGCAGGGAACAGUGUAACAAUCAUUAAAGGGUCCCUGCCAAAGGGGCAUAUGUAACAUUUCUGGAACUCCAGAAAUGGAAGAAAAGGGAAAAGACCAAUGAGCUCUUUUCACGACUUAACAGCAAGGUGCUGUGUUUACUACAGGAGCUAAUACUUGUGGGUUUAAUUGCUAAUUUGGCAUCAAUUGGUUGGUGAGGUCUAGGUUUUUCUCUUAGCUUUAUAGGCUGUUUACUUCAUAAGGGUUUAAUUUAAAAAAAAACAAUAAUUAACUAUUUUAAAGGUAUGGUAGUAAGCUCUUUAGGAGGGCAUGGUAGCUGAGUUGUUGCCACAAACUGCAUUUUAUGAUAUGUCUGUGGAUUGUUCUUUAAUUGUAGUGAAUUAACCUAUUGUAUUGAUUUACCAUUAUCUGUGAAAUAUAAUUUUUAGAAUGUGAGUGUGAAUGUUCUUUUCAGUGAGCGUUAAAUGUUUUACACCUUUGUGUCGAACAUAGAAUUACGGUUGUGUUGGUUUUAUUUUUUUUAAAUCUUCUUUUGUUUCUGGAUUUGCUCUCGUUUUGUCGUGUACACGUGAGAAAAGAAAACUUUCAUCUGGAGAACUUUCUAAGACAAAGUGUGAAUAUUAUUUUUAUGAGUCCUUUCUACAGUAUUCAAAGACAAACCAAUUAAAAAAAAUCAGUAUUCAUGUAAUA
Molecule: messenger RNA, 8044 nt
Organism: Podarcis muralis (Common wall lizard)
Lineage: Eukaryota; Metazoa; Chordata; Lepidosauria; Squamata; Lacertidae
Gene: ORMDL3
Product: ORMDL sphingolipid biosynthesis regulator 3
Cellular component (GO): endoplasmic reticulum membrane
Source: RefSeq, a predicted model, not a curated record